This is a messenger RNA of Neoarius graeffei (lesser salmon catfish), 7735 nucleotides long. RefSeq names its product tet methylcytosine dioxygenase 1 (gene tet1). The transcript is spliced from 12 exons. The coding region runs from base 418 to 6141 and encodes 1907 amino acids. Gene Ontology annotation, cellular component: nucleus. Gene Ontology annotation, biological process: oxidative demethylation; positive regulation of transcription by RNA polymerase II. Lineage: Eukaryota; Metazoa; Chordata; Actinopteri; Siluriformes; Ariidae. Gene Ontology annotation, molecular function: DNA binding; DNA 5-methylcytosine dioxygenase activity; zinc ion binding. The record is from RefSeq and is a predicted model, not a curated record.
AAGAGCGAGCGGUGCCUGAGGCCGGAGGGAGUGGAGCUGCACUGCGCUCGCGGCCAAGUGCGGGUUAUUACGGUGUUUUACACCGAGGCAGCAUGGCAGCGUUAUGAGUAAAAGUUUAUCGUGGACUUAUUGAUGAGUUUAUCGUAACUCGACCGACUUAGCCAGCUCGCUGAGUGAAAAUGCUGAAGGAGCAGGCGGCUUUUCCUCGCGGGGAGGAUUAUUAGCAGGUCAGACGCUGCAACUGUCUCUCCGACAUGCCCAGGAUUUAUUGGAUUGGACACUAAAUAGGGAAGAUCAAAUUCCAUAUCUGAAAGCUCUUCAAGCAAAAAAUAAAUAAAAAAUAAAAAAAAACCAUAACUCCACUUCCCAUGUGUGCUGACUCAUCUUUUAACCUCCUCACUCUCAUGAAGCUUAGCUAUGCCUUAUACUGUCAAACGACCAAAGAAAGUAGACCCCCCAAUAAAACAAAAUGUUAGGAAGUUGAGAACUUUCCCCGAUAAAAGGCGAUCAGUGAAUUCAAGCAAUCUCAGGGGGGCAACAGUACAUAAAAAGCAACCAGUAACCAGAAAGCCCAAAGCAAAGAAACAAGCAAACAGGGUGGUCCGGAGACGUGCCAUCAGCAAGGUCACCAAAAAGGCAUCCCCAGGAAGAGCAAGCAACACCAAUAAUACAUUUAACAUUACAAGACCUAUCAGGUGCACACGUAGCUCUCAGACCCAACAUGGCCUGUAUGCAGACCUCGCGGGCAGGAGGAGGUCGUUUCGAGGCAGUCAGUUGUCCCAGAUUGUCCUGCAGGAAGUGAAGUCUCCCAGGAGGGUGGUCACAAAAAAGACCAACAAAGGCCAGGAGACCAGGGAACAGGAUACUAUGAAAAACCCCGAACUUUGUGAACCCAGAUGUGAUGUCCAACAAAACAAGGUGCUUGUUCCCAACAAAGAGCAUCCCCCCUUUAACCCUGGCUCUGAAGAAACAAUAGUGGAGGAGGACAGAGAAUCACUUGUUCUCGAGGCUGCUAAGGUGGAAGAAGAAAAGGCAGAGGUCACCUCUGAAAUGGUAGAAAGUGAAAACAACCCUGGGCCCAUUCAAAACACUGACAAACCAAGCACUGAGUUCAAUGAUUUGCUUGUGAACACAUGUGACUCAACCAUUAAAGUGGACUUUGUUUGUACACUUAAUACCUCAGACCUGACAGUAUCCACGCUUUCACAGUCACAUGUAACUGAUACUCAAAUAACUCCAAAAAGCUCUUCUCAGCCAGAUGUCUUUGUGGUGCCCCCUGUAAAUGAAUUUCUUAAAGAAUCAGCAGCACUUCAGCACACUCCAGAUCCUGUCCAAGUGGCGGAUCGAGAGCAUCAGUGCAACUCAGACCUGGAAACCAAAGAGAUCAGUGAUGUGGAUAUGAAAACCAAAGAUGCGAAUGGCAAUGAUGAUGGUGAUGAUGAUGAUGAUGAUGAUGAUGAGGAUAUGUACAAUAAGAAUGAAGGAGCGCUGUCACUCCUGUCAUUGAGCGCAGGUUUUUACUGCAACUCUCUGUCUGGCCUGGACUGUGAGUCUCAAACAACAACUUAUUUCCUAAAUAAACUGUUGAGCAGCUCAGAGAGCACCCAGUCCUCUUUUGACACAGAGUCAGAGACUGGAGGUUCAGGACUGGCCCCAGGAUCUGGAGAAGCAGGUGCUUCUUCCUUCCUGGAGGCAGAAUUACACCAGCGUUUACCCCAAGUUCAGGAGAGUAGAGAGAGAAAGAAGAGGAGGAGAUGUGGAGCAUGUGUGCCUUGCCUUCGCAAGAUCAACUGUGGACAGUGCAGCUGCUGCUUAAACCGAAAGACUGGCCAUCAGAUCUGUAAGCUCAGGAAAUGUGUGGAGCUGAAGAAAAGGCCCUCUCUGAUCUCAGCUGGAGAGGUGAGGUGCAAAGACCUUUCCGACCCACAGAAAAAGAACCGAGUCUCCAAGGUUGAGUCACAGGGCAUCUCAAUAAAUGGCACUAGUUCAGAGCAGAUGGAGGAGGAGGUGCCAGAGGAUGAGGCAUGUGAUGUAUCUCAAGAACACUCUGCUCCACCUGACUCGCCCACGCCUCUCCAGCACGGCCCUGCACCAACACCAGCUGAGAAUGAGCUCCAGCCUGCUGUCAGCUACCAUGCACUUCCUACUCAUCAUGACGCUCACAAUGGUGCUAAACAUGUAAAGCCAAACACUGAGAAACAUACAGAUCCCACCAAAACACAAUCUGAGUCCCAGAGGACUUUGAACAUGCUCACCAGCAUUCAACCACCUGAGGCACUUCCUGAAAAGAUGGAAAAUGGAAAGAUCAAAAUGGAAGAGCCAAGUAUGGCGGCAGAUGAACAAAUUACGUCCCACUUAGAUAGUAGUGUCUACUACGAAGAUGCUUUGUCUACACUAGCAACUGUAGUAUGUUACUCCAUCCCUGAUAGGAAGGCUUUGAAGGAGAAGCUAUUUGGUCCACAGACCUCAGAUAUCUGUUCUUCUAAAAGUGAAAGAGAAGAACCAAAUCAGAGUCAGAAACCCGAAGAACAGAUUUUUGAAAAUCCAGAAGAUGAUGAUAACCCUCAUCAUCAAGACUCGGUUGCACUGUCUUUUCCUAAUAUCCAGUCUUUAGUUCAGCAUAGGAGCAUAAGCAUUGAUCAGGCCAUAGCUAUUGAGGCCUUAACCCAGUUGGCAGCUACCCCAGAAACAGUGCCCCUCAAGAUAGAUAAUCAGGGUCAGAACCCUCAGAAUGAAAGCACAUUAUCCACAAACUUUGCAUCAAGCAAACUUAUACCUCUUCAAGAAGCUAAAUCUCUAUCAGAGGUUGUUUCCAAUAAGGUCCCAGUAAUUAGUUCAUCAUUGCAUCAGACAUCUGUUAUUUGCAGUCCAUUCAACAGGCAAGAAAAUUCCACCCACUGCAGCACACCCACCCCGUACAAACUCUCUUUACAUGAUCUCUUAAAGGCUAGCUCAGAAUGUGAAAAAAUCUUGCACACCCAAGGGAAUGGAAGAUUAAGUCAAGCACUUUGUAAAACAGAGAGGAUAGAUGGCACUUUUAAAAAGGUCAAACAUAUUGAUAGAACACAUAGCUCAAGAAGGAGAGAUGAAGAGGAGGUUGCUGCCCAGUUGGUGCAGCUUGCAUUCAUGAUCGAAUCACAACACAAGCCAGUAUCUUCUGAAAACAGUCCACCUAAGGGAUUGCCAGUUCAGACCAUAAAAUGCAAUCACCAUGCCAUUGGGCAACAUUUUAAAAGGCAAAGGAAAACAAAAUCAACCUCCUCGAGUCCAAGGAUAUCAAAAAAGAGAGCCACUGAGAUUGAGGGAGGAAAUCACAGGAUACCACUAGCCAAGAGAUCACCCAAUGGCAAAGCACUUCUCAAGAUGAAGGGUAAAAGGGAGGCCUUGCAGCAAAAGGCAAAAUUGCACUCCAAAAGGAAUCCGUUUCUGCCCCAGACGCAAAUAGACUUGAAAAAAUACUUAGGACAUGCCAAUAAUGAAAAUAGGCGACUUUUCCAUUUCAGCAACUCCCACAAGAGAGAGCACUUGGACCUGCAGGGUCUCAUGAGCUCUGGGAACCAGAACACUCAGCAUUUCAAAACAGACCAUGCAGCUUUGGAUCACUGCCAUGGCUACCAGUGUCAACCAAAUGGACAUUGUCAUAGUCUCACAAAUGGUCACAUAGGUGCUACCCAAGGCCAGAGGCAUGAAUGUGAAGAACAUUUUAUUUCUCAGGUAUCGAAAACCCACAGUGUGCUGAAUCAUGGUGCUAAAUCACAAGCCCCCUGUGCCAUGCCUAAUGGCCAAAGGCCAGACCCAUCAGUCAGUCCAGGGAGGCAACAUAAAGUAAACAGUCUCAACUAUGAGCCACGUCAGGCUUCCACUGAUCAGAACGGGUAUUACCAAGUAGAGACAUCCGGCUCUGUGACCGUGUUGUCUGUGUCAGCUCAGCAUAUGGAAAAUGGUGAUGUAGAAUGUCCCGAAGAACACACUCCCACCAAGCACACACUCAACAGCUUUUUGGAAUCUCCAUUAAAGUUUCUGGACACCCCAGCCAAGAAUCUGAUCAACACUCCCUCAAAAAGAACAUUGGACCCUCCCUCCUGUGACUGUAUGGAACAAAUCACUGAGAAGGAAGAAGGCCCAUUCUACACACAUCUUGGAUCUGGGCCAACUGUAGCGGCAGUACGGGAGUUGAUGGAGAACAGGUAUGGGGAGAAAGGCAAAGCCGUACGCAUGGAAGUGGUGGUAUAUACAGGAAGAGAAGGGCGAAGCUCACAGGGUUGUCCAAUAGCCAAGUGGGUUAUCCGUCGGGGUAGUGAAGAGGAGAAGUUGCUGUGCUUGGUGCGUCAGCGCACGGGUCACUGCUGCCAGAAUGCAGUGGUGGUCAUCCUCAUCCUAGCCUGGGAGGGCAUCCCACGCAGCAUGGCUGACAGACUGUACCAGGAUCUCACCAACACUCUCUACAAAUACGGCUCACCCACCAGCCGCCGCUGCGCCCUCAAUGAGGAUCGUACCUGUGCUUGCCAGGGUCUGGACCCAGAGACCUGUGGAGCCUCAUUUUCUUUUGGCUGCUCAUGGAGCAUGUACUACAAUGGUUGCAAGUUUGCACGCAGUAAAGUGCCCCGAAAGUUCCGACUGCAGGGUGACUACCCUCAGGAGGAGGAGAAGCUUGAAAGCCAUCUACAGACUUUGGCAACAGAUGUGGCUCCUGUGUAUAAGAAACUUGCACCUGAAGCUUAUCAAAACCAGGUGGGGCAGGAAGAGUUGGGGCAAGACUGUCGUCUGGGCAAAAAAGAGGGUCGUCCAUUCUCUGGUGUGACGGCAUGUGUGGACUUUUGUGCUCAUGCUCACAGGGACACACACAAUAUGACCAACGGGAGUACUGUGGUGUGCACUUUAACGAAAGAGGAUAACCGUGCAGUGAGAAACAUUCCAGAGGAUGAGCAGCUUCAUGUCCUUCCUCUCUAUAAGAUCUCAGAGACUGAUGAGUUUGGGAAUGUAGAGGGCCAGAGGGCUAAAAUGGAGACCGGAGCCCUGCAGGUGCUCUCUUCCUUCCCAAGAGAAGUGCGUAUGCUGGCUGAGCCUGUCAAGUCUGCUCACAAGAGAAGACUGGAGGCCAAGAGAGAGCGAGAGAAAAAGAACAGCCAGGAAAAGAAGCAGCUCACCCCAGCAAAAAUGAAGAACGAUCCUCUCAAAGGUUUUAAAAGCACUUCACCCUGUUUUAAAAUGGAGCCACAGAAUUACUGUCCUCCGAUGCGUGUCACUCCAGACAUGCAGACACGCUUUUUAAGUUUAAUAGGUUCAUCCAGCCCUUACAGCAGCAUGGACUGUACUCAACAAGUGGGUCCUAGUGAACACACUGCAGCACUUUCUCCCUACUCUAACUGCAACCUGCCUCCCCCUCCCCAGUUUGCAGAACAGAAGCCCUUCAGGAACCAGCAGGAUAUACACAGCUCCUUAGAACCCAAGUUCCAUGGUUUCAGUGACUACCAUUUUGGAGUAAAGACAGAACCCAAGGAGGUGCACUGCUUCCAGGGUGGAGCUUCUCCGAGACUGCUGUCUCCAGCCCAGGCUGAGGGUCUCCACAGCCGACUGAACCAAGCACAGCCAAGCCUGGAUAACAACUACCACCAUGGACCAGCCACAACCUUGCGACCCCUGACCCCGGAAGAGAUUAAAGCUGAAGAGGUGUGGUCAGACAGUGAACACAACUUCUUGGAUGGGGAUAUCGGUGGGGUCGCAGUGGCGCCGUCUCACGGCUCCAUCCUCAUUGAGUGCGCUCGGCAUGAGCUUCAUGCCACCACUCCCAUCCUGCGGCCUAACCGCAGCCACCCCACCCGCAUCUCUCUCGUCUUCUAUCAGCACAAGAGCCUCAAUGCACCAGGCCAUGGCUUGCUCCAGUGGGAGGCCAAGAUGGCCGAAAAGGCCAGGGAGAGAGAGGAGGUGGCUGAGAGGCUGGGAACUGAGGCUGCGAAUGUAGGGAGGUCGAAGGUAGUUAAGAGAGAUUCAGAAAGUGAAGAGGAAGAUGGAUGGCAAGAUGAGAGGGAGGAGACGAAGGUCCCUACUCGCCAAUCACUAACAGUUACUCGGGACAACAUCAUCAUGUCAUCCCCAUAUGCGCUUACUCACGUCACUGGGCCUUAUAACCGCUGGACGUGACCGUGGCCAUGCCACUUUUAGCUAAUGCCUUACCUCAGUCAGAUCUCUCUGUCUUUAACACAUGCUUUUUUUUUUUUUUAACUUUUCGCUCUACAUCUCAGCUUUUCACGUGAUGCUGACUACAUUUGUCAGGUUUUAACUGUGAUAUUUGGUGUCUACUUUUUUUUUUUUUUUUUAAAGAGAUGGUGCUCACAACAGAUGUUUUAAAAGCUGGUUUUAUACAAAGAGAUGGACUUAGUUCAUAGAAAAUGUGACUAUUUAUUGGGAUUUUUUUUUUUUUGCGUGCAACAGUUUGUAUUUAAUUUCUGGUCCAAGCCUGUUUACUGCAAUAUUACUGUGUCAGCCUGAACAUGAUGUGUGUAGUAAACACUCAGAAUUGACAUUGUACAAUGUGAAUUCUAUUGUUUUUUGCCUCAGCUUGGGUGCUCUUUCAAUAGUUGCUGUUUUAUGGUGCCAUUGUAGCAGUAACUUUGAAUAACCACAGAAUGACAUACAUUACUAUUUUAAAGUAUUGUGACACAGUUGGUUGUUUGAUAGAUUUGAACAUGUAGCAUUGUUUUGUUUUGGUUUUUUUUCAUGUAAUGAAGGUACAUACAUGCUGAAUUAUUCCCAUUACACAUUGCAUUGUUUGAAAAAAGAAAGCACUUUGAAACAACUUGACUUUUGAAAUGUCCUGUAUGCACAGUUUUUGUUUAUAAGCGACCUCCUUCAUCCAAUAUCUGUAUAUAUGCUUUGUAAGUUGGUUUGGAACCCAUUCAGGAUUUUUUUAACCAUGCUUAUGAAAGCAAUAAUCAUGGAAGGUUAUAUGCUGCAUUUUGAUAAUGUGUGGUAUCUAAACCAUUUUAUUACUGGAAUUUGCAUAAAAUACAAUAUUAUUACUAGUUUCCCAGUUGUUUAGGAUUUUCAGCUCCACCAGAGUAUGAAACAAGACUUGAAAACAGCAUUUUAUAUAAUCUGACAUGUAAUAGUUUGUCACAUAAUGUGUGCUAAAAUGCAUCAAUAGUUUUACUGUAUGUUUCUCCAUGGUGCUUUUUUUGAAGACCUACUAUACAUCCAACUGAUAGUAGAGCAUUUUAUGAUUUUUUUUUAAUCGAUUAAUGGUGUUUUUUUAUUUGAAAUAAAUCAUGCCAUGUUUUACAAUUUGCAUUCUUUGUAAAUGUCUGAAUAUUAGUUUUUGAAACCAGCAUAUGUUUGUCAUACUGCUACUCCAUUGCCUGAAAUGGUGUAUGGUGCUUCACGACUAUGUUCACUGUACAAAUGCUUUCUAAGUUUUAUAUUAGACAUGUGUUGUUGCAAUUUAGGAAAUCCUAGGUUUUUCCGGUCUUUUUCCAUAAGGUGCUUAAAGUUUACUGUGUAAAUGUAUAUUAUGAUGUACUCUCAAAAAAUUUUAUAUCGAAGGCAUUUGUGUCUAGAAAAGAAAAAAACAUUUCUUCAUGUCACUUGUGUAAAAUCACCUUUUAUAGUUUUUUCCCUUACAGCAAAGCAGAGAAAGUUCUUACCAAAACCCAAUAGGACCUUCUGAAGACACAAAGUGGCAUGGAUAUAUUCAUUCUAGUGUACGUUUCCAAUUAAAGCUACUUUUGUUGAACCAGGA